Vigna angularis (adzuki bean) is the source of this 1317-nucleotide messenger RNA. RefSeq names its product putative hydrolase C777.06c. Lineage: Eukaryota; Viridiplantae; Streptophyta; Magnoliopsida; Fabales; Fabaceae. The transcript is spliced from 12 exons. Bases 66 to 1088 code for a protein of 340 amino acids. The record is from RefSeq and is a predicted model, not a curated record.
ACGUGUGUAAUUGUUCGUGUGACUGACACAGACAAACACUGCACAGACAUUGAAUCGAUCAAUCAAUGGUGCUUGCGUCCAUUCGUCUUUUUCCUUCUCCAUUCCUCGCUUUCGCUCCUCGUCGCUCUCCAUAUUCAUGGCGCCCUCGUCCCUCUUCCGUCGCCGCCUUCUCUUCUCUCCACUCCUCGGCUUCUAAGGGAGACGGCGGAGUGGAACUAGGUGGUGAUCAAAGACAAGCAGAAGUUAUUUUUUUGGGGACUGGAACCAGUGAAGGGGUUCCUCGUGUUAGUUGCUUGACUAACCCUUUAAUUAAAUGUGAGGUGUGUUCAAAAGCUGCCCAACCGGGAAAUAAGAAUAGGAGACUUAACACAAGCAUUCUCAUUCGUCACCCCAAUUCUUCAGGAACACAGAAUAUUCUUAUAGAUGCUGGAAAAUUUUUCUAUCACAGUGCUCUCCGGUGGUUUCCUGCUUAUGGGAUAAGAACAAUAGAUGCUGUCAUUAUUACUCAUUCACAUGCUGACGCAAUUGGAGGUCUUGAUGAUCUCAGAGAUUGGACAAACAAUGUUCAGCCUCAUAUUCCAAUAUAUGUAACCAAACGAGACUUUGAGGUGAUGACAAAGACCCAUUAUUAUUUAGUAGAUACUAGUGUUAUCUUACCUGGUGCCAAAGUCUCAGAGUUGCAAUUCAAAAUCAUAUCGGAAGAAUCAUUUUUUGUACACGGACUGAAGAUUACCCCAUUACCAGUUUGGCACGGCCAGAAUUAUAGGUCCCUUGGUUUUCGUUUUGGUAAUAUCUGUUACAUUAGUGAUGUUAGUGAAAUUCCUGAAGAAACUUACCCACUUCUAAAGGACUGUGAAAUUCUAAUCCUGGAUGGAUUAAGACCUGAUCGUUCUACUUCCACACAUUUUGGACUUCCAAGGGCGUUGGAGGAAGUGCGAAAAAUUCAACCCAAAAGAACACUUUUUACUGGUAUGAUGCAUCUGGUGGAUCAUGAAAAAGUGAAUGACUACCUUGCGAGCUUAUUGGAGUCUGAGGGUCUUGAUGCACAACUGAGCUAUGAUGGACUUCGUAUACCAGUCAGACUCUAGAUUUAUACAACCUCAAUAAUUAUUUUUUUCCCGAAAGAGAAGUUAUUAAACAAUACAUUUAAAUGAUUUUACAAGUUCACACAUUCUGCAUGCUACUGCAACUAUUCCACCUUCUUCCCAUCCACUUGUCAUUCUUAUUUCCUUGUCUCUAUUAGCGACAAGCAACACUUAUACCAUAAUGUAACAGGAUUUUUUCCCCUUACAAUGAAAUAUUUUAUUGUGUAGUGAA